Messenger RNA from Letharia columbiana, 1179 nucleotides. RefSeq lists its product as uncharacterized. Gene Ontology annotation, cellular component: cytosol. Gene Ontology annotation, molecular function: methionine adenosyltransferase activity; ATP binding. The record is from RefSeq and is a predicted model, not a curated record. Gene Ontology annotation, biological process: S-adenosylmethionine biosynthetic process. NCBI's taxonomy places the organism in Eukaryota, Fungi, Ascomycota, Lecanoromycetes, Lecanorales, Parmeliaceae. The transcript is spliced from 3 exons. Bases 1 to 1179 code for a protein of 392 amino acids.
AUGGUCACCCAACCCCAUACCAAUGGCGUUAAAAAGCCCACUUUCCUCUUCACCUCGGAAUCCGUUGGGGAAGGGCACCCGGAUAAGAUGGCAGACCAGGUGUCAGACGCAGUCUUAGAUGCUUGCCUGGCUGUUGACCCCCUCUCGAAAGUGGCUUGCGAGACAGCCACAAAGACUGGCAUGAUUAUGGUCUUUGGCGAGAUCACUACCAAAGCAAAGCUUGAUUACCAAAAGAUCAUUCGCACCGCCAUCAAAGACAUUGGAUAUGAUAGCUCGGACAAGGGAUUCGAUUACAAGACCUGCAACGUCCUGGUAGCAAUAGAGGAGCAAUCCCCCGAUAUUGCCCAAGGUCUGCAGCUCGAUGAGGCUUUGGAAAAGCUAGGUGCCGGAGACCAAGGCAUAAUGUUCGGCUAUGCGACUGACGAGACGCCCGAGUAUCUACCUUUGACUGUUCUAUUUGCACAUGCACUGAACAAAGAGAUGACGAAGGCCCGGAAUGAUGGUACUCUGCCUUGGUUAAGGCCUGACACAAAGACUCAAGUCACAAUCGAGUACGAACGUGACGGCGGUGCUGUUAUCCCGAAGAGAGUGGAUACAGUAGUAGUCAGUGCCCAACACAGCCCAGAUAUCUCGACCGAGAUGCUCCGGAAAGAGAUCAAGGAGAAGAUCGUACAGAAGGUCAUCCCCGCCAAGUAUCUCGAUGACCAAACGGUCUACCAUAUGCAACCAUCUGGACUGUUCAUUAUUGGCGGACCGCAAGGAGACGCCGGUUUGACGGGCCGCAAGAUCAUUGUGGACACGUAUGGAGGUUGGGGUGCUCACGGAGGUGGGGCAUUCUCUGGGAAGGAUUACUCUAAGGUGGACCGAUCUGCGGCCUAUCUCGCCCGAUGGAUUGCAAAAUCGCUUGUCCAUGCCAAAUUAGCACGACGCGCGUUGGUCCAGUUGUCAUACGCAAUUGGUGUCGCCGAGCCAUUGUCCAUGUUUGUCGACACCUACGGCACUUCAGAUCGGUCUUCGGAGGAACUGGUGGACAUCAUCCGGGCGAACUUCGACAUGAGGCCAGGCGUCAUCGUGAAGGAGCUUGACCUUACCAAGCCGAUCUACUGCCAGACGGCAAAGAACGGCCAUUUCACCAACCAGGAUUUCAAUUGGGAAAAGCCCAAGACCCUGAAGUUCUAG